Messenger RNA from Camellia sinensis, 1292 nucleotides. RefSeq names its product BAG family molecular chaperone regulator 1. NCBI's taxonomy places the organism in Eukaryota, Viridiplantae, Streptophyta, Magnoliopsida, Ericales, Theaceae. Gene Ontology annotation, biological process: protein stabilization. The record is from RefSeq and is a predicted model, not a curated record. Gene Ontology annotation, molecular function: adenyl-nucleotide exchange factor activity; protein-folding chaperone binding. Gene Ontology annotation, cellular component: cytoplasm.
AUUGUUCUUCUGACUUUGUGGGUUAGAACUUGGUUCUUUCUUCAUCUUUGGGUUUCCUCUCAACUUGACAAGAAAGUACUUUGAAAAAAAAAAAACAUUGUUUUCAACUCCUUUUGACAUUAUCUUGUGUUGAAAGAAUUUUCAUUGCUUGAAUCAAGACAUGUUGAAAAAGAAUUCCAAGCCCACCGGAAUGUCGUCGCCGGUGAUGCCAACCAAAGGCAGCGGAAGCGGCAGUUCCGAGGCGGCAGCCUGUUGGGAAGUUAGGCCAGGGGGAAUGCUGGUACAAAAAAGGAAUUCAGAUCAAAACAAUGCAUCAUUUCAAAUUCCCAAAAUUAAAGUCAGGGUCAAAUUUGGAUCAUCUUAUCAUGAGCUCAAUAUCAGUCCUCAAGCUAGCUUUGUGGGUAAUGGGAAUUCAGGGGAUUUGAAGAAAAUGCUGGCAAAACCAACUGGGUUGCAUCCUCAAGAUCAGAAAUUGAUAUAUAGAGACAGAGAGAGAGAUUCAAAAGUGUUUCUUGAGGUGGCAGGAGUCAAUGAUGGAUCAAAAAUUGAAUUAAUUGAGGGUGCAAUGAGUCGGGAGAGACGGGUUCUUGAAUCGCGCAGAAACGAUAAGAUGGACAAGGCUGCAAAAUCCAUAGCUGAAAUUGGAUUAGUUGUUGACAAUCUUGCCAAACAGGUUGCAAAUUUGGAAGCAGAAAUUUAUGGUGGAAAGAAAGUAGCAGAAACAGUUCUGUUGAAUUUGAUUGAAUUGUUGAUGACACAACUGCUUAAAUUGGAUGAAAUUGUGGCUGAUGGAGGUGCAAAACAGCAGAGGAGAGAUCAGGUGAGGAGAGUACAAAAAUACAUCGAAAUUCUUGAUGUGUUGAAGAUUAAGAAUGGUGGAAAUGACGAUAAAGCUCCAUUAUCGCAGCAGAAACAAAAGCAUUACGCGAGGACAAAAUGGGAAAGAUUUGAAUCUGACAUGGCGGCACCACCGCCGCCGCCAUUCACAUCCUCCUCCUCCGUGGAUCAGUUUCAAUUUCCCUUUGGUAACCUUUCUUUUCGAACUCCUCAAUUUGAGUAUAGUCAAAAACACGCGUAACGCAACGUAUUUUUGUAACGGGAUUCAAAUCUUGUUAGUUCUUGUUCUUUGUCCAUUCUUCUACACUUAAUUUUUUUUUUUGGGGGGUGAUUGUGAGAUUAUAAGAUCAAUGCCACUUGUUUGUUGUAUUGGAUAGAUUUGGUUAAGGUUUGUUCAUGUAUACCCGGUGGAUAUAAUACAACAUUAUGAUCUCGGAAAUGAGAAAUUUUACUAA